Messenger RNA from Clarias gariepinus (North African catfish), 2232 nucleotides. Its product is annotated as probable G-protein coupled receptor 160. The record is from RefSeq and is a predicted model, not a curated record. The transcript is spliced from 2 exons. Gene Ontology annotation, cellular component: signaling receptor complex; plasma membrane. The coding region runs from base 156 to 1205 and encodes 349 amino acids. NCBI's taxonomy places the organism in Eukaryota, Metazoa, Chordata, Actinopteri, Siluriformes, Clariidae.
CCUGCUCGGUUGAGGAACACUUUACUCGCUUCCAUAAACACACUGUAUUAUUGAUGGGGUAGCAGCGUCUAUAUCUUCAGCGGGAGAACAAAACAAGCUGAACGAUCAAGAGAUCACAUCCGUGAUCACAUCAAGUGAAACGACUUGCUGCCAAGAUGUUGGUUCACCACUCUACAGAGAUCAUGAUGGCUGUACUCCAGGAAGAAAAUGGGAACUGCAUCCAUGAUGCCACCCUGCAGUACUUGAUUUUACUUUUUGCCAAAGUUGCUCUGAACACACUCGUCUUGUCUUUCUGGUUAAGGAGCAUUCCCAAAACACUCCUUGGUGUCUGCAGCAUCUCUAUAUACAUAGCUGACCUGCUGCUGAUCUGCUUCAUCUCCUGGGCGUGGCUGUUCCGACAGAACCCCGUCACCCAUGAAUUUGUGUGCUUCAGCCUUUCACACAGCUCCACGGUGUACUCCUUACUACCUCUGCCUGUUCUUCUGGCAGGAGCUUUAGACUGUUUACUCCAACAGCAUAUGGGCUUUGGUUAUAAGUCAGUAGGCAGGACUGCUGUCCACUGUGUGGCGAUGGUGCUGAUGUGGAUGCUGGCUAUCUUUUACUCAUCCUGCUACAGUAAGACAGAUCUGCUGACCAUCGAGUAUAAACAAGGGGUCAAGUCUCUUGUGUGUCCUGUACAAGGAUCUUCAGAAGUCAGUUACUUCAGUUUGACUCUAUUCGUAAUUGUAGGCUUUGCACUUCUGUCUCACUGCAGGAAGCUCCCACGCUGGGUUUGCCAGGCUAACAAACUGGACAAGCAAGGGACAAGCUCACUGUCGAUUAGUGAUCUAGCUUUCUCAAAAAAUUUGGAAAAGCUUGAAUUGGGAGCUAUGACGGAAACACGCAUGAUAAACCAGCAGGAUCAUCCUCCUUUGGUGAUCAGCCUGGUGAUUUGUUUUGCAGCAAACUGGACACCUUACCUGCUAAUGAGCAUCGUCUGUGAUCUCCUGGGAUUUGCAGUACCGGCUUACGCAAGUGUCAAUCUCCUUUGGACGGCCUGUGCCAACAGUUUACUGGUGGGCGUGGCGUUCUGGUACAGAAGCACUAAGCAUGGACCUUUCUGCACACUGCCAGAUGACAUCUGUCCAUGGAGCUUUUACUGGUAUUUAAGUUCAGAAAAUGGCCAGUUUGUAGCCAACACAAAAGUCUAUGAGGGACAAGACUGAGGAGUCAACCCUACUGACUGGACACGAACUACUAUUAGUCUGAACAUGUGUGGCAUAAAGACAAGAGGUGACAGGAAGAUCCUACACCGCACAGUGUUGUAGUGGUGUUUUUUUAUUACCAUUUUUUUCUAUUUUAUACUAGACCUAGAUUUCCUUGACAAAUGGGGGGGAAAGUGGAGUACCUGGAAAAAACGCACACAACUCCAUGAACACAGACCCAAGGUGGGUAUCGAAGCUAGAAGCGAAUCGAAGCUAAAUUCCAGCACCAUAUUACAUAUUUUUAAACGUAUAAUGUCCAUGCACAAUUUUAAUAAAUAACCUACAGUAUCUGAAGCAUUACUGUUUGUGCUGUAAAGAGACCAUAUUCACGCUUUUAUAAAUUUGUGCUGCUGUGCACUGAAUACCAAAUCUAAUCAAUGCAGUUUAUAAUCAGAUACAAAAUAGCUGUCAUAUUCUGAUCUGUUAUAUUUUACUAAUAUACCAUCUAUGAAUAUACCAAUUAUUCUGACCUGAUCAGGAAUAAUUUUAAAUCGGAAUAAGAGAGCUGAUAUCUGGUUUAAUAGGUAAAUGUCAGUCAUGUAAUCAACUGAUCUAAUAGUUUCCCUCGUUAUGAUAUCUUUAGGUGACGUGACAAUACGUUAUACUUUUUCUUCUUCUUGUUAUAUUUCCGACAGAUUAAACACUAACAAGCGGGGCAGCACCAUUUUGCUCACGUCAAAAGAAGUUACACCCUAAUUCAAUGCUUUGAGCAUGCAAACACACAUCUGAUCAGAUCAGCGUCCGAGUUGGAACCUCUAAUCAGAAUUAUUUGAGAGGAUUUAAGAAAUAUUGGGACGAACAGUGGGAUGAAAUCUUCAAAUGUGAUUUUCAUGCAAAUACGGCCUAUUCCAGGAGAGGCUGUAGUUUAAAUAUGAUACAGAAGCAUAAUGAUACAUAAGUGCAAUACACCUUGCAAUCUGUUAAAACAAAUGUGAUGAAGGGGUGAACUGUCGAUGUAAAAGAGUGACUUAAAUUUUUAGAACUUCUU